Molossus molossus (Pallas's mastiff bat) is the source of this 8986-nucleotide messenger RNA. RefSeq names its product nuclear receptor corepressor 1 (gene NCOR1). Gene Ontology annotation, biological process: negative regulation of transcription by RNA polymerase II. The record is from RefSeq and is a predicted model, not a curated record. Bases 446 to 8107 code for a protein of 2553 amino acids. Gene Ontology annotation, molecular function: transcription corepressor activity; nuclear thyroid hormone receptor binding. Lineage: Eukaryota; Metazoa; Chordata; Mammalia; Chiroptera; Molossidae. The transcript has 51 exons.
GGCCCGGGGGCGCGCCGGCUACCACGCUGCGCCAGCUCCGGGUAGUUUCCUAGAAACAUGAUUGUUUGUUCGACUUGAUCUCACAGCCUCGUGAGGACUUCUUUACUGAUAAUGUCAAGUUCAGGUUAUCCUCCCAACCAAGGAGCAUUCAGCACAGAACAAAGUCGUUAUCCUUCCCACUCUGUUCAGUACACUUUUCCCAACACCCGGCACCAGCAGUACUCCCUCCAUAUCUGCAGGGGAUGUUACCAGACUGCUUCAUGUUGGGGGCUGGCCCUGCUCCACCACUGUCAGGGACAUUUCGAGUGUCAGGUGACCUCCAGGUUCCUGAUUCAUUUAGGAGAAAUUUCAAGACGCAUACAGGUGAAAGUGAGAGUGGUUUCCUAGAAACAUGAUUGUUUGUUGGACUUGAUCUCACAGCCUCGUGAGGACUUCUUUACUGAUAAUGUCAAGUUCAGGUUAUCCUCCCAACCAAGGAGCAUUCAGCACAGAACAAAGUCGUUAUCCUUCCCACUCUGUUCAAUACACCUUUCCCAACACCCGGCACCAGCAGGAAUUUGCAGUCCCUGAUUAUCGUUCUUCUCAUCUUGAAGUCAGUCAAGCAUCACAGCUUUUGCAGCAACAACAGCAACAACAGCUUCGCAGACGACCUUCGUUGCUUUCAGAAUUUCACCCAGGUUCUGACAGGCCUCAAGAAAGGAGACCUGGAUAUGAACAGUUUCACCCAGGCCCGUCCCCAGUGGAUCAUGAUUCACUGGAGUCCAAGCGACCACGUUUGGAGCAGGUUUCGGAUUCCCAUUUCCAGCGUGUCAGUGCUGCGGUUUUACCUUUAGUGCACAUGCUGCCAGAAGGGUUGAGGUCUUCUGCAGAUUCGAAGAAGGAUACAUUUGGAGGCAAACAUGAAGCUCCAUCCUCUCCAAUCUCGGGGCAACCAUGUGGAGAUGAUCAAAAUGCUUCACCUUCAAAGCUUUCAAAGGAAGAGUUAAUACAGAGUAUGGAUCGUGUAGAUCGAGAAAUUGCGAAAGUAGAGCAGCAGAUCCUUAAACUGAAAAAGAAGCAACAACAGCUUGAAGAAGAAGCAGCUAAACCUCCUGAGCCAGAGAAGCCUGUGUCCCCUCCUCCUGUGGAACAGAAACACCGCAGUAUUGUCCAAAUUAUUUAUGAUGAGAAUCGGAAAAAAGCAGAAGAAGCUCAUAAAAUAUUUGAAGGUCUUGGCCCAAAAGUUGAACUGCCACUCUAUAACCAGCCAUCUGAUACCAAGGUGUACCAUGAGAACAUCAAAACUGGAGUACCUGCAAGGCGCAUGAUGAAAGUGGAUUGUGUCAUUUCUGUGGCUGAAGAAAAUCUUCUGUUUAAAGCAGAAGUCCCUUCUCUCUGUUGUAUACAUUCUCAUGGAAGGGAGGUCAGCACCAAUCCUGAGGCAGGGAGAAACCAGGUGAUGAGGAAAAAACUCAUUUUAUUUUUUAAAAGAAGAAAUCAUGCAAGAAAACAAAGGGAACAAAAAAUCUGCCAACGUUAUGAUCAACUCAUGGAGGCAUGGGAGAAAAAAGUGGACAGAAUAGAAAAUAAUCCUCGGAGGAAAGCUAAAGAAAGCAAAACAAGGGAGUACUAUGAAAAGCAGUUUCCAGAAAUUCGAAAACAAAGAGAACAGCAAGAAAGAUUUCAACGAGUUGGGCAGAGGGGAGCUGGUCUUUCAGCCACUAUUGCUAGAAGUGAACAUGAGAUUUCUGAGAUUAUUGAUGGGCUCUCUGAGCAGGAGAAUAAUGAGAAACAAAUGCGGCAGCUCUCUGUGAUUCCACCUAUGAUGUUUGAUGCAGAACAAAGACGGGUCAAGUUCAUUAAUAUGAAUGGGCUUAUGGAGGACCCCAUGAAGGUUUAUAAAGAUAGGCAGUUUAUGAAUGUUUGGACUGACCAUGAGAAGGAGAUCUUUAAGGACAAGUUUAUCCAGCAUCCAAAAAACUUUGGACUAAUUGCAUCCUAUUUGGAAAGAAAGAGUGUUCCUGAUUGUGUUUUAUAUUACUACUUAACCAAGAAAAAUGAGAAUUAUAAAGCCCUAGUUAGAAGGAAUUAUGGAAAACGCAGAGGAAGAAAUCAGCAGCAAAUUGCCCGACCAUCACAAGAAGAAAAAGUAGAAGAAAAAGAAGAAGAAAAAGCAGAAAAGAAAGAAGAGGAAAAAAAAGAUGAAGAAGAAAAGGAUGAAAAGGAGGACUCUAAAGACAAUACCAAGGAAAAGGACAAGACAGAAAGUACAACAGAAGAAACUGAGGAGAGAGAGCAGGCCAUACCCCGGGGACGAAAGACCGCCAAUAGUCAGGGCCGCCGGAAGGGCCGGAUUACCAGGUCCAUGACAAAUGAAGCCGCUGCUGCCAGUGCUGCAGCUGCAGCAGCCACCGAGGAGCCCCCUCCACCUCUGCCACCACCCCCUGAACCCAUUUCUACAGAGCCUGUGGAAACCUCUCGAUGGACAGAAGAAGAAAUGGAAGUUGCUAAAAAAGGUCUAGUAGAGCAUGGUCGUAACUGGGCAGCAAUUGCCAAAAUGGUUGGAACUAAAAGUGAGGCUCAAUGUAAAAACUUCUAUUUUAACUAUAAAAGGAGACACAAUCUUGACAACCUCUUGCAGCAGCAUAAACAGAAAACUUCACGAAAACCUCGUGAAGAGCGAGAUGUGUCUCAAUGUGAAAGUGUAGCUUCCACUGUUUCUGCUCAGGAAGAUGAAGAUAUUGAAGCUUCCAAUGAAGAAGAAAAUCCAGAAGACAGUGAAGGUGCUGAAAAUAGUUCUGAUACAGAAAGUGCUCCUUCUCCUUCACCAGUUGAAGCUGUGAAGCCCAGCGAAGAUAGCACUGAAAAUUCGACUUCUCAUGGAAACACUGAGUCUGCAAUUGAGCACGAGUGUACCACUGAAACUGCUCCCAGUGCAUCUCCUUCUUCAUCAGUUCCAAGUACAAAACCAACUGAGAAUGAAAGUGUGGAGACCCAGGUGAAUAACAGUGUCACUGUUGAGACAGCAGAGCCAAUGGAUAUUGAACAUCAGGAGCACAGUGCUGAAGUGACUUCUGUUCUUGAUCUCCCCACGACUACCAAAGCAGACUCUGUAGAUGUUGAAAUGGGGGUGCCAGAAAACAGUACAUCUCAAGUUGAAGGUGAUACCAAAGAAAGAGACCUGGAGAGAGCCAUUGAGAAGACAGAGCCUGGAGAUGAUUUGGUGGUGGCUCAGCAAAUAAAUGUACAAAGGCCUGAGCCCCCAUCAGACAACGAUUCCAGUGCCACCUGCAGUGCUGAUGAAGAUGUGGAUGGAGAGCCAGAGAGACAGAGAAUGUUUCCUAUGGACUCAAAGCCUUCAAUGUUAAACCCCCCUGGAUCUAUACUGGUCUCAUCCCCAAUGAAACCAAAUCCACUGGACCUGCCACAGCUUCAGCAUCGAGCUGCUGUUAUCCCACCAAUGGUGUCCUGCACCCCAUGUAAUAUACCAAUUGGAACCCCAGUGAGCGGCUAUGCCCUCUUCCAGCGACACAUUAAAGCAGUGCAUGAGUCAGCACUCCUGGAAGAGCAGAGGCAGAGGCAAGAACAGAUAGAUUUGGAAUGUAGAAGUUCUACAAGUCCAUGUGGCACUUCCAAGAGUCCAAAGAGAGAAUGGGAUGGAAAAUCAGUCGCCUAUAUGCCUUAUGCUGAGGUCAAACGUGCUCUAGAACAGGAAGCACAGAUGUACAAUACUGCAGCAAGGUCAGCAUCACCGUGUAGGCUCUCUCCAAGAGAGUUCAGUAAAGCCGCUCCACAGCCUGAUAUGAGUACAGCCUGCUAUAGUGUCCCGCCAGUCCUCCAGCCUGCUCCACAUCAAGUGAUAACUAAUCUCCCUGAAGGGGUUCGGCUUCCAACAACUCGACCCACUAGGCCACCUCCUCCUCUCAUCCCAUCAUCCAAAACCACAGUCUCUUCAGAAAAACCAUCUUUUAUACUGGGAGGCUCCAUUUCACAGGGAACACCUGGCACUUAUUUGACUUCUCAUAAUCAGGCUUCCUACACUCAAGAAACAACUAAGCCCUCAGUGGGCUCUAUUUCUCUUGGACUGCCACGGCAACAGGAAUCUGCCAAAUCAGCUGCUGUGCCGUAUAUCAAGCAGGAAGAAUUUUCUCCUCGAAGCCAAAACUCACAACCUGAGGGUUUAUUGGUCAGGGCACAACAUGAAGGAGUGGUCAGAGGUACCACAGGAGCCACUCAAGAAGGAAGUAUAACCCGGGGAACUCCAACCAGCAAAAUUUCUGUGGAAAGCAUCCCAUCUCUACGGGGUUCUAUCACUCAGGGUACCCCGGCUCUGUCCCAGGCUGGCAUACCAACUGAGGCUUUGAUGAAGGGACCCAUUUCUAGAAUACCCAUUGAAGAGAGCAGUCCUGAGAAAGGCAGAGAGGAAGCUGCAUCCAAAGGCCAUGUUAUUUAUGAAGGCAAAAGUGGACACAUCUUAUCUUAUGAUAAUAUUAAAAAUGCCCGAGAAGGGACAAGGAGUCCGAGAACAGCUCAUGAAAUCAGUUUAAAAAGAAGCUAUGAAUCAGUGGAAGGAAAUAUAAAGCAAGGGUUGUCAAUGAGGGAGUCUCCUGUAUCAGCACCGUUAGAGGGGCUGAUAUGCCGAGCAUUACCCAGGGGGAGUCCUCAUUCUGACCUCAAAGAAAGAACUGUGCUAUCUGGUUCCAUAAUGCAGGGCACACCAAGAGCAACAACUGAAAGCUUUGAAGAUGGCCUUAAAUAUCCCAAACAGAUUAAAAGGGAGAGUCCUCCCAUACGAGCAUUUGAAGGUGCCAUUACCAAAGGAAAACCAUAUGAUGGCAUUACCACUAUCAAAGAAAUGGGGCGUUCCAUUCAUGAGAUUCCACGACAAGAUAUUCUAACUCAGGAGAGCCGAAAAACUCCAGAAGUGGUCCAGAGCACAAGGCCGAUAAUUGAGGGUUCCAUCUCCCAGGGUACACCAAUAAAGUUUGACAGCAACUCAGGUCAAUCUGCCAUCAAACACAAUGUCAAAUCCUUAAUCACGGGACCUAGCAAACUAGCCCGUGGAAUGCCUCCCCUGGAAAUUGUGCCAGAGAACAUAAAAGUGAUAGAACGGGGGAAAUACGAGGAUGUGAAAGCAGGAGAACAGGUGCGAUCCCGGCAUACUUCUGUGGUAAGCUCUGGUCCCUCGGUGCUUAGAUCAACACUUCAUGAAGCUCCCAAAGCACAGCUGAGCCCAGGGAUUUAUGAUGACACCAGUGCACGGCGAACACCUGUGAGUUAUCAAAACACCAUGUCCAGAGGCUCACCCAUGAUGAAUAGAACUUCUGAUGUUACGAUUUCUUCAAGCAAAUCUAUCAAUCAUGAAAGAAAAUCAACACUGACCCCUACCCAGAGGGAAAGCAUACCCGCGAAGUCUCCAGUCCCUGGGGUGGACCCUGUCCUGAGCCACAGUCCUUUCGACCCUCAUCAUCGGGGAGGCACUACAGGAGAGGGUUACCGGAGCCAUCUUCCCACACAUCUGGAUCCAGCCAUGCCAUUUCACAGGGCUCUAGAUCCCGCAGCUGCUGCUUACCUGUUUCAGAGACAGCUCUCACCAACUCCAGGUUACCCAAGUCAAUAUCAACUUUAUGCAAUGGAAAAUACGAGACAGACCAUCCUGAAUGAUUACAUUACCUCACAGCAGAUGCAAGUGAGCUUGCGCCCAGAUGUGGCCAGAGGACUCUCCCCACGAGAGCAGCAGCUGGGUCUCCCGUAUCCAACGACAAGGGGAAUCAUUGAUCUGACCAAUAUGCCUCCAACAAUUUUAGUGCCUCAUCCAGGGGGAACAAGUACUCCUCCCAUGGACAGAAUCACUUAUAUUCCUGGUACACAGAUUACUUUCCCUCCCAGGUCAUACAACUCUGCUUCGAUGUCUCCAGGACACUCAACACACCUUGCAGCAGCUGCGAGUGCUGAAAGAGAACGUGAAAGGGAGCGGGAGAAGGAGCGGGAGCGGAUCGCUGCAGCCUCCUCGGACCUCUACCUUCGGCCCGGCUCAGAGCAGCCUGGCAGACCUGGCAGUCAUGGAUAUGUUCGCUCCCCAUCCCCUUCAGUAAGAGCUCAGGAGACCAUGUUGCAGCAGAGACCCAGCGUUUUCCAGGGAACCAAUGGAACCAGUGUAAUUACACCUUUGGAUCCAAGUGCUCAGUUACGAAUCAUGCCACUGCCUGCUGGGGGCCCUUCAAUAAGCCAAGGCCUGCCAGCCUCCCGUUACAACACUGCUGCAGAUGCCCUGGCUGCUCUUGUGGAUGCUGCAGCUUCUGCUCCCCAGAUGGAUGUUUCCAAAACAAAAGAGAGUAAGCAUGAAGCUGCCAGGUUAGAAGAAAAUUUGAGAAGCAGGUCAGCAGCAGUUAGUGAACAGCAGCAGCUAGAGCAGAAAACCCUGGAGGUGGAGAAGAGAUCUGUUCAGUGUCUGUACACUUCUUCAGCCUUUCCAAGUGGCAAGCCCCAGCCUCAUUCUUCAGUAGUUUAUUCUGAGGCUGGGAAAGAUAAAGGGCCUCCUCCAAAAUCCAGAUAUGAGGAAGAGCUAAGGACCCGAGGGAAGACUACCAUUACUGCAGCUAACUUCAUAGACGUGAUCAUCACCCGGCAAAUUGCCUCGGACAAGGAUGCAAGGGAACGUGGCUCUCAAAGUUCAGACUCUUCUAGUAGCUUAUCUUCUCACCGGUAUGAAACACCUAGCGAUGCUAUUGAGGUGAUAAGCCCUGCCAAUUCACCUGCCCCGCCUCAGGAGAAACUACAGGCCUAUCAACCAGAGGUUGUUAAGGCAAAUCAAGCAGAAACUGAAGCCACCAGGCAGUAUGAAGGACCAUUACAUCACUACCGGCCACAGCAGGAGUCCCCGUCGCCACAGCAGCAGCUGCCCUCUGCCUCACAGGCCGAGGCGGCGGGGCAGGUGCCCAGGACCCAUCGACUGAUCACACUCGCUGAUCAUAUCUGUCAAAUUAUUACACAAGAUUUUGCUAGAAAUCAAGUUUCUUCACAGCCUCCCCAGCAGCCUCCCACUUCAACAUUCCAAAAUUCACCAUCUCCUUUGGUGUCUACACCUGUGAGGACUAAAACAUCAAAUCAUUACAGCCCAGAAUCCCAGUCUCAGUCUGUCCACCAUCAAAGACCAGGUUCGAGGGUCUCUCCAGAAAAUCUUGCGGACAAAUCCAGAGGAAGGCCUGGAAAAUCCCCAGAGAGGAGUCAUGUCUCUUCAGAACCCUACGAACCCAUCUCCCCGCCCCAAGUUCCAGUUGUGCAUGAGAAACCGGACAGCAUGCUGCUACUGCCUCAGCGAGGAGCCGAGUCUGCAGAGCAGAGGAAUGAUUCCCGCUCACCAGGGAGUAUAAGCUACUUGCCUUCAUUCUUCACCAAGCUUGAAAACACGUCACCCAUGGUUAAAUCAAAGAAGCAGGAGAUUUUUCGUAAGUUGAACUCCUCUGGUGGAGGUGACUCUGAUAUGGCAGCUGCUCAGCCAGGAACUGAGAUCUUUAAUCUGCCAGCAGUCACUACCUCAGGCUCAGUUAGCUCUCGAGGUCAUUCUUUUGCGGAUCCUACCAAUAAUCUCGGUCUGGAAGACAUUAUCAGGAAGGCUCUCAUGGGGAGCUUUGAUGACAAGGUUGAGGAUCAUGGCAUUGUCCUGUCCCAGCCUAUGGGAGUAGUGCCUGGUGGUGCCAACACCUCAGUCGUGACCAGUGGUGAGACGCGGAGAGAAGAAGGGGAACCAUCGCCUCAUUCAGGAGUUUGCAAACCAAAGCUGAUCAGCAAGUCAAACAGCAGGAAAUCUAAAUCUCCUAUCCCUGGGCAAGGAUACUUAGGAACUGAACGGCCCUCUUCAGUCUCCUCUGUGCAUUCGGAAGGAGAUUACCACAGGCAGACUCCAGGGUGGGCCUGGGAAGACAGACCCUCUUCAACAGGCUCAACUCAGUUUCCUUACAACCCUCUGACUAUGCGGAUGCUCAGCAGCACACCACCAACACCGAUCGCGUGCGCCCCCUCUUCUGUGACCCAGGCAGCUCCGCACCAGCAGAGCAGGAUCUGGGAGCGAGAGCCUGCCCCGCUGCUCUCGGCACAAUACGAGACACUGUCGGACAGUGACGACUGAACUGCGCAGAAAAGGGGUCUUGGUGGGGACAGGGUGUGGAGGAGGGAUCUCUAGUUUUUGGUUUUAUUUUCAAUUGCAGGUCAAAAACCUGCCUUCCCAUGACUUAUGCCCAGAGACUUUUCAGGAGAGCCUGGACCAUGGACGAUGAAGAAAUGAUGGAAUUGCGAAGAGUCUAAUGGAGGAGAAAAAUUGCCUUUGAUACAGGCAGUUCAGUGGAUUAUAAUAAUAGUGGAAGGUUGAAAUGUAGAAUUUUUUAAACGUGGACAAUUCUUGUUCUUACAUCUGUAAAGAAAACCAUGUCUUUAAAUCAGUCAUCUGUAAAUAGAUUAUCUUUUUGCAGUGUUUCCCCUUACUAUAGUAUCUGGUGUACUUAUGUUCAAAUCAGAGCAUCAACUUUGGGGGCAAUUUUUAAAAAUCUUGUCUAUCUUUUUAACCCUUGCCUUCUAAAGAACCUCAUACAGCCCAGUUACAUAAUGUUGGCUGUCACGGGCAUUGUACUUUUAUCCUAUUUUGUUUCCUCUAAAUUCAGGUUCCCAGGUGAUAUUUAAAAUCUUGUGGAAAUGUUUAGCUUUUUAACACAGACGCUGUCAUGAAAUCUGUACAUUAACGUGUUACGGCCAAAAGGUAGAAGAAACAAAAUUCUGCCAUAUUGUAAAUUUCCAGUGCAGGCUUAAAAAAUCUUUUUAAUUAUCAGCACUUAAAAUAUUACUGCAUGGGUAUGUUUUAGUUCAGUUUUUAAAGUUUUAAAGGCUUAUUUGAGGCAUACCUCACUGUUAUGCACACUGGCAGUUUUAACCAUGCCCGAGUAUUCUUUUUCUUCUGCAUUUGAUGCAGUACAACAAAGCUUUUCUUUUGAAAUAAAUUUGACUGCCCUGUCCA